Messenger RNA from Closterium sp. Yama58-4, 193 nucleotides. Lineage: Eukaryota; Viridiplantae; Streptophyta; Zygnematophyceae; Desmidiales; Closteriaceae. The record is from the annotation of a GenBank genome assembly.
UGCAAGUCCUGCUGGACCUUCAAAAAUCAUGGGGGCGGACCUUCUCUGGCUGGGAGGCUGGUGGAAACUGCAGCUUGGCCGAAUUUGUGAAAUGCGAUGCUCGAGGCAUGGUGACCGAUCUCUUGCUGUUCAACGAAGGCUUAACCGGAUCCAUUCCAGAGUCCAUCAGUGCCUUGGACAGGCUGAGCUAUUU